Molecule: messenger RNA, 1501 nt
Organism: Mugil cephalus (flathead mullet)
Lineage: Eukaryota; Metazoa; Chordata; Actinopteri; Mugiliformes; Mugilidae
Gene: cebpd
Product: CCAAT enhancer binding protein delta
Exons: 1
Coding region: 237-1157 (306 amino acids)
Biological process (GO): regulation of cell differentiation; DNA-templated transcription; regulation of transcription by RNA polymerase II
Molecular function (GO): RNA polymerase II cis-regulatory region sequence-specific DNA binding; DNA-binding transcription factor activity, RNA polymerase II-specific
Source: RefSeq, a predicted model, not a curated record
CCGCCUCAGAGACUUGACAGCUAAUACCCAGGGCAAAGAGCGCAGAAACAGGCAGAGAAGAGCGCCUGCGCAGAAACACACACGGGGUUACUGUGCAGCACAUUAGUCACACUUUUGGGAUAACUUUUUGGGAUUUUUUUUGUUGUUGUUUUUGUGUGUGUGUUGUUUUUUUUUUUUUUUUUUAAAGAAAAAGUUUUAAUUUCUCUCUUAACCACGUGGACAAGUCACCAGUGUUCAUGUGUGACAUAUACAGCCCGGACUCUCACUGCGUGUCUCCACUAUGCAACAUGAGUUGGGCGAUGGAGCCUGCUAACUUCUACGAGAGCACCAAGCUGGGCGGCCCGGGUCAGCAGGGGCUCUGCAAGCCGGCCAGCGAGGAGAGCACCAUGGUGGAGCUGAGCAACACCCCUGCCAUGUACGACGACGAGAGCGCCAUCGACUUCAGCCAGUAUAUCGAGUCCAUGACGGCCGUGCCGAACCUGGAGCUGUGCAACGACGAGCUCUUCCUCGACCUGUUCAACACUGUGAAGCAGGAGAGGACGGACCUGUACAGCAUGCAGAGCUCCGUGCUCCCAGGCGGCAUGCAGCAGCAGCAGCAGCAGCAGCAGCACCAACACCAGCAGCAACAACAGCAGCAGCAGCAUCUGUCAGCCGCCUUCACAACAGAGAGGAAGGCGGACAUCGGGAUGGAUAAGGCGCUGUUUAGUGCGCCAAUCAAGCAGGAGUCCGACUGGAGUGACAGCGACAUGUCUUCAUCCCUGCCUUCCCAGAUCGAGACCUGCGCCCAGACCUCCGUGAGCCUCACCACGGGGCAGCCGACCCCACCGACCACCCCGGAGCCCGUCUCCGCCGUCAGCUCGGCCAAGUCCUCCCCGCGGAAGAUGGGCCGGGAAAAGGGGAAGAAGUCGGUGGACAGGUACAGCAUGGAGUACCGACAGAGGAGGGAGAGGAAUAACAUUGCAGUGAGGAAAAGCAGGGACAAAGCCAAGAGGCGCAACUUGGAGAUGCAGCAGAAGCUGCUUGAACUGAGCUCCGAGAACGACAAGCUCCACAAAACCAUCGAGCAGCUAACCAGGGAUCUCAGCGAGCUCAGAGAGUACUUCAAGCACAUACCCAACUCCUCCUACGCGGGCUCCACGGGUGUUGAGACCCGGUGACAAAGUCCCCUUCUUCUAUGAACUGAGCUUUUAGGAAACAUACCUCAACAGACAUUUUUUUUUUUGUUUUACCAUCUGUACCAGAUGUAUUUUAAGCUUACCAUAAUGGCACUGGAAAAUAUAUUUUGUCGCUGCCAUAUUUUUUGUGGGAAUUUCUCUGUAUUAAAUUAUUCUACCACUGCAUUUACAUGAUGUUAUACCUGAUAUGGUACCUGUUUUAUAAUUCCAAACUUUGUAUAAGAGCCAGAGCAUGAUCUUUUAUAUAGUUUGUAUGAAACCUUGAAAACAUUUUUGUUUUGUUUUGUUUAUGAAAUCUAUAAUAAACUCGCUGAAAAGGUGCAAAA